GACUUGUUUAAAGGGCAUCCUAGAUUGAUCCUUGGGUUCAACACUUUCUUGCCCAAGGGUUAUGAAAUAACCCUUAAUGAAGAAGAUGAGGCUCCUCCAAAGAGAACGGUUGAGUUUGAAGAAGCUAUCAGCUUUGUGAACAAAAUAAAGAAACGUUUCCAAAAUGAUGAUCAUGUGUACAAGUCCUUCUUAGACAUUUUGAACAUGUACAGGAAGGAGCACAAGGGCAUCAGCGAGGUGUACCAUGAGGUUGCCAUACUUUUCGUGGACCAUCCAGAUUUGCUAGAUGAAUUCACUAGAUUCUUGCCAGAUACUUCAGCUACUGCAUCAGCAGCACAAACUUCAUUUGACAGGUCUCCUUUCCAUCAUUAUGAUGAGAGGAGCUCAGCUAUUCCCAUGCUUAGGCAACCGCACAUGGACAAGCGUUUCCGGCGGGAUAGGAUUAUUGGUCCUCAUGCAGAAAGAGACCUAAGCAUUGAGCGGCCUGAUAUGGACGAUGAUAAAACAAUGGUGAAGUUGCAUAAAGAACAUAAGAGACGUGCUGAAAAAGAGAACAGGGACAGAAGAACUCAUGAUCUGGAUUAUAAAGAACCUGAUAAUGAGAACAAUAGAGAUCUAAACAUGCAGCGUCAUACUGAUAAAAAGAAAUCUGCUCGGAAGGUUGAAGAAUUUGGAGGAUCUCAUGAAGAUAAAGAUGCCCUGAAAAAUAUGUAUAGCCAAGAGUUCACUUUCUGUGAAAAGGUAAAGGAAAGACUGCGAAGUCCAGCUGAUUAUCAGGCAUUCUUACACUGCCUCUCCAUUUAUAGCACAGAAAUAAUUAACAGGAAGGAGUUACUACGUUUGGUUGCUGAUCUACUUGGAAAAUAUCCUGAUCUUAUGGAGGGUUUCAAUGAAUUUCUAGAGCGUUGUGAACGAGUUGAUGGAUUUCUUGCUGGUGUUGUGAGCAAGGGUAAGUGGGCUGAAGGGCAUACUUCCAGGUCAGUAAAGGAAGAUGAGAAAGACAAAGAGCAGAAGCGUGAAACUGAUGGAGCAAAAGAAAAGGACCGAUAUAAGGAGAAAUACUGGGGAAAAUCCAUCCAAGAACUUGACCUGUCAAACUGCGAACGAUGCACACCCAGUUAUCGGCUUCUUCCUGACGAUUAUCCGAUACCUACCGCAAGUCAAAGAUCAGAGCUUGGAGCUCAGGUUUUAAAUGAUCAUUGGGUAUCUGUGACUUCUGGGAGUGAGGACUACUCUUUCAAGCACAUGCGCAGAAAUCAGUAUGAAGAAAGCCUGUUUCGUUGUGAAGAUGAUAGGUUUGAGCUAGACAUGUUACUGGAGUCGGUAAGUUCAACUGCUAAGCGUGCAGAAGAGUUGUUGAAUGCCAUUAAUGAUAAUUCAGUUGGCGGGGAUGGUCCAAUUCAUAUUGAGGACCACUUUACAGUCUUAAACUUAAGAUGCAUUGAAAGACUCUAUGGUGAUCAUGGUCUGGAUGUUAUGGAUAUUCUGCGUAAAAGCCCAUCUCUUGCGCUGCCUGUUAUACUGACCCGCUUGAAGCAGAAACAGGAGGAGUGGACCAAGUGUCGCACAGAUUUUAACAAAGUUUGGGCUGAAAUCUAUGCUAAGAACCAUUAUAAGUCACUUGACCAUCGAAGCUUCUAUUUCAAGCAACAAGAUUCAAAGAAUCUUAGCUCAAAAUCCUUAGUGGCGGAGAUCAAAGAAAUUAAGGAGAAAAAGCAGAAAGAAGACGACAUGAUUGUUUCUAUUUCUGCUGGAAGUAGACAUCCUUUAACCCCGAAUCUUGAAUUUGAUUAUGCUGACUCUGAGCUUCAUGACGACUUGUACAAACUUAUCAAGUAUUCAUGUGAAGAGAUUUGCUCCUCCGAAGAGCAAUUAAAUAAAGUACUGAGGUUAUGGACCAACUUUCUUGAGCCAAUUUUGGGCGUACCUUGUCGCCCUUAUGACUCAGAGGCCACUGAGAACAAUGAUGUCUUAUCAAAGCAGCAUGGUCCAAAAAGCAAUGGAACUAGCGUUGGUGAAGGUGAUAGAAGUCCUAGUUCAGAUGCUAAGCAAUCAAAACUUAUCAGCAACAGAGAUGCCAAUGCUUCCCCCCUACGAGUAAACUCUUCUAGGACGAGCUUUGCAAAUGCAGAUGCUCUUCUCAAAGAAGAUGGUUUGGCAGUGAUUGGUGAAGACCUAACUAAUUCUGAUGCAGCUGCUGCUAUGGGAGCAGAUGGUGUUCAUGACAAAGUGGAAUUAACUUCAGGGCGUGGUGCAAGACGGGGUACUGGUGCUUCAGAGCAUGGUCAAGUAUCCAAGUCUAACAUUGAUAGUGUGCCAGCAUCAGAGACUGAUACUUCAAGAUCGACUCCACUGGGCAAUGGAGGGUUUGCAGAAGGCUCUAGAAGUAAUGGGUACAAUGACGAUUCAGUUGAUCCCUGCAAAAAUGAGAAAGAAGAGGGUGAGUUAUCACCGAAUGGUGAAUUUGAGGAUAACUUUGUUGGGUCUCAAGAUGGUGCCUCACGUGAUGGAAGUGUGCAAUAUCAAUCCAGAGCUGCUGAAGAGAUGGAUUGUCGGGAUGCUGCUGGUCAAAACGAUGCAGAUGCUGAUGAUGAAGAUAGUGAAAAUGUUUCUGAGGCCAGAGAAGAUGUUUCUUGCAGUGAGUCUGCUGCUGAUGACUGCUCUCGAGAAGAGCAUGAUGAAGAAGAUGACAGGGAACAUGAUGAACUUGAUGGCAAAGCUGAGAGUGAAGGUGAGGCUGAGGAGACGAGCGAAGCACACUAUGUUACAGGUGAUGGCAAUGUGUUGCAAAUGUCUGAUCGGCUUUUGCUUACUUCGAAGCCACUUACAAAAUAUGUGGCGUCACCUGUAUAUGGGGGAGCGAUGAAGUACUCGCGGGUGUUUUAUGGAAAUGAGGCAUUCUAUGUGCUUUUUAGGCUUCACCAG
Molecule: messenger RNA, 2925 nt
Organism: Nicotiana tabacum (common tobacco)
Lineage: Eukaryota; Viridiplantae; Streptophyta; Magnoliopsida; Solanales; Solanaceae
Source: RefSeq, a predicted model, not a curated record